This is a messenger RNA of Sorex fumeus (smoky shrew), 15363 nucleotides long. RefSeq names its product HYDIN axonemal central pair apparatus protein (gene HYDIN). Bases 53 to 15349 code for a protein of 5098 amino acids. The record is from RefSeq and is a predicted model, not a curated record. The transcript has 86 exons. Lineage: Eukaryota; Metazoa; Chordata; Mammalia; Eulipotyphla; Soricidae. Gene Ontology annotation, biological process: cilium movement; axonemal central apparatus assembly. Gene Ontology annotation, cellular component: axoneme.
GCGGGCGGAGAGCCUAGACGGCGGCGCUUAUAAGGAGACAAAAUAACUGAAAAUGACAAGUAGAUUUGAGCAUUCUAAGGGAGCAGUUCAGAUGGAGAUGGUCAGAAUGCCUAAAAAGACCCCCAGAAAGAUUUUGACACCCCGGAAUCCAAGGCUGGUCCCAGAAGAGGAAGUAAACAGAAUGUUGACACCCUCAGAGUUCCUGAAAGAAAUGUCCCUGACCACGGAGCAAAGACUGGCUAAAACACAUUUCAUGUGCCGACCACAGAUCAUUGAGCUGUUAGAUAUGGAGGAGACAACCCAUCAAAAGACUUCAAAAAUUGACCUGGAUCAGGCACUCUUCCAGCCCUUCCCAUCAGAAAUCAUCUUCCAAAACUACAUGCCCUGUGAAGUCUAUGAGGUUCCGCUGAUUUUAAGGAACAAUGACACAAUUCCAAGGAUGGUGAAAGUGGUCGAGGAGAGCUCACCUUACUUUAAAGUCAUCAGCCCCAAAGAUGUCGGUCACAAAGUAGCUCCUGGCGUGCCAUCCACAUUCAGAGUCCUCUUCACACCAGAGGAGAACAAGGACUAUGCUCAUAUGUUGACCUGUGUUACUGAAAGAGAGAAGUUCAUUGUUCCCAUCAAAGCCCGAGGUGCACGAGCCAUCCUAGACUUUCCUGACACGCUUAAUUUCUCCAUCUGCCCUGUCAAAUACAACAGCCAGAAGACUCUAUUGGUGCGGAACAUUGGCAACAAAGAAGCCGUGUUUCACAUAGAAACUCAGAGGCCUUUCUCCAUACAACCACCUGUUGGAACUCUAAGAGUGGGAGAGUCCAUGCAAAUGGAAGUCCAGUUUGAGCCACAGACAGUGGGCAAUCACAGCCAAAAACUUAUUGUGUGUUAUGAUACAGGUGAAGAGGUAUUUGUUUCUUUAUAUGGAGCUGCCAUAGACAUGAAUAUAAGGCUGGACAAGAAUUCUUUGAUCAUUGAGAAAACCUACAUAUCUCUGACAAAUCAGCGAAUUAUAACUAUUCACAACCGCAGUAAAAUCAUUGCCCAUUUCCAGUGGAAAAUAUUUGCUACCCAGGAAGAUGAGGAAAGAGAAAAGCAUAGGGCCUGUGAUGAUCUGACCCACGAGGAACAGGAGGAGACCGAUGAGUUCCUUAAGGAGUGUGAUGUGGAUCCUUCACUUCGAGAACGUCUCUCCAUUCUCUCCCGCACCUUUGAGAAUCAGCGCAGGCGGGUUCAGACAGACAGCAUGCUCUUCUUCAACAGCAUCUUCACCAUAGAGCCCCUGGAAGGUGAUGUCUGGCCCAACACAUCAGCUGAAAUCAUUGUGUACUUUAACCCCCGGGAAGCCAGGCUCUAUCAACAGACUGUUUACUGUGAUAUAUCAGGCCGAGAGAGCCGCAUGCCCCUUCGAAUCAAAGGGGAGGGCCUGGGGCCGAAGAUUCAGUUCAACUUCGAAUUGCUGGAUAUUGGAAAAAUCUUUGUUGGAUCUGUGCAUUGCUAUGAGACAGUACUGUCCAACAAAGGAAGCAUCGAUGCCCUCUUCAACCUGAUCCCUCCAGUCUCAGUAUUUGGGACCUGCUUUACUUUCAGUCCCAAGGAGGGCAUCAUUGAGCGCAGUGGGGUCCAGGCUCUCCAGAUCUGCUUCACCUCCUCGACCCUGGGCCACUUUGAAGAAGAGUUCCUCUUCAAUGUCAGUGGUUCUCCUGAGCCUGUAAAACUGACCAUUAGAGGCUGUGUCAUUGGACCGACCUUCCAUUUUAAUGUUCCUGCGCUGCACUUUGGCGAUAUUUCCUUUGGGUUCCCGCGUACUUUGAUAUGUUCCCUUAAUAAUACCUCUUUGGUCUCAAUGACCUUCAAACUGCGCAUUCCUGGGGACGGUGUUGACCAUAGCAGCUUCUCUGCUUGUGAGAAGAAUCCAGACCAAGGAGGACUGUCUUGGAACGAGGAAGCCAAACCCACAACGAAGCCAAAAGAAUUCACCAUCACCCCUGACAGUGGCACCAUUCGCCCCCAAGGAUUCACUGCCAUCCGGGUGACCUUAUGCUCCAACACUGUGCAGAAAUACGAGCUGGCCCUGGUGGUGGACGUGGAGGGCAUCGGAGAGGAAGUGCUGGCGCUUCUAGUUACAGCAAGGUGUAUCGUGCCCACCCUGGAACUGGUGAACUCGGAGGUGAACUUCGGGCACUGCUUCCUGAAGUACCCGUAUGAGAAGACCGUUGCACUGUCCAACAAGAGCCACCUGCCAGGGGCCUACAAGAUGCUGCUGCAGGCACCCCAAGGCUCGCCUCCAGCCAUGCUGCUCUCCAGUCCCAGUCCCUGCGGGAUCAUCCAGGCCCACAGCACCAUCCACAUACCGCUGUCUCUGGAGACCCAGAUCAGGGGGGAGCACUGUUCUCUCGUGAGCAUCUCCACCUUUGGGAGCCAAGACCCCCCAAUGAUUUGCAAGGUAAGGAGCAUCGGAGAAGGCCCCGUUAUCUACGUGCAUCCCCUGGAACUUGAUUUUGGGAGCAUCUACGUCCUGCAGAACUUUUCCAAGGUCCUCAACCUGAGCAACCAGUCGUUCAUCCCCGCCCUGUUCCGGGCAUACAUGGCACACAAAAAGUCCCUGUGGACGAUUGAACCCAGUCAAGGCCUGGUCCCCCCAGAAGCCGAUGUCCAACUGACCCUGACCGCCAACCUGAAUGACACAGUGACAUUCAAAGACACAGUCGUGCUGGAAAUUGAAAAUAGCAUCACCUACCACGUUCCUGUCCAGGCUUCUGGCUUUGGUUCUACCAUUGUCUCCGACAAGCCCUUUGCUCCAGAACUCAAUCUGGGAGCGCAUUUUAGCCUGGACACCUACGUGUACCGCUUCAAACUGACCAAUAAAGGACGCCGGGCCCAGCAGCUAUUCUGGAUGAAUGAAGGUUUCCAGCCCAAGGCCAGGAAGAGCCUGCCCAAGAUCAGGCCAAGGAAGAAAUUCCCCACACUCCAGGGCUCCAAGGAUCCCCAGAACCCCGUUUUUCAGAUUCACCCUAUCAGGAUGGAGCUCCAACCAGGCCAGACGAUCAAUGUGACCCUCCAAGGCUACUCUGCACACCCCAGGGUAGUCCAGGAGCGGCUGGUGUGCCACGCCAUGAUCGGGACACAGCAGGGGAUAAACCAGGUGAUGACCGUGCGGGUCCUGUGCGAGUUCAUUGAGCCACUCCUGCAACUGUCCACCAAACAGCUCACCUACCGGCUAGAGAAGACACCCAGCUGCGUCCUGGAGCCUGAGUACCAGCCGUUGGUCAUGAAGAACGUUUCCAGCCUGCCUGUGAGCAUUCUGCUCUCCUUGUGCAGCCCCUUCUUCAUCUGUGAGAGUGAUAAGUCACCACUGCCCCUCGUUCCUGAGCCUAUUCGGCUCAGCACUCAGGAGGAAAAGAGCCUGCUGGUCAAGUUCGACCCUUCCUUGAGGACGGACCUGAACAACUGGGUCGCAGAGGAGAUGCUGUCCAUCAAGUAUAUAGAGCACCCCCAGGUGGACAGCGUGAACCUGCGAGGGGAAGUGUACUACCCCAACCUCUGCUUCGAGACCAUGGACCUGAAUUUCGGCUGCAUCCUCAAUGACACAGAAGUCAUCCGCUACAUCAACAUCACCAACUGCAGCCCCUUGACAGUCAAGUUCCGCUGGUUCUUCCUGGUGGAAGAUGAAGAAGACCACAUCAGGUUUGAGAGACACCUGGCGAAGCCUCACAGUGCCACUGUGUCCCAGGUGGAGUCCAGCCCAGUGACGUCCCCCUCAACCUGCUCUCAAGUGGUCCCCAUGACAGAGGUCCCGGAGACCAACAUAGGUGAUUAUAUCAAGGCCAUCCUUGUGGAUGAAGAGAUCAUGUCUGAAGAAAGAGAACUCAAAAAGACAGAUGGGCCCAUGAUGACAGCACCUGAUGUACGAUUGAUAUUGAACUCUGUCGAAAUAGAAAGAGUAGACCUAAACCAGAGCCAGACGGAGUUACAGGACUACAUAGAGAUCUUUCCGCAUGAAGAUUUGCUUUCCAUUGGCAUAGAAGAAGUCUUUGACAUCUUGCCACUCUGUGGGGUGCUGCAGCCAUACAGCACCCACCAGAUCUCUUUUACCUUCUUUGGCCACUGUGACAUCAUCGCAAGGGCCAAGGCUUUGUGUGAAGUGGAAGGAGGGCCCACCUAUGAGGUGAUCCUCCGGGGAGAGGCAUCCCUCAUCAACUAUUCCUUUGACACCAAGGACAUCAACUUUGGAUUACAGCCCUUUGACCAUGUCACUGUGAAGGAAAUCACACUGAGGAACACGGGCCAAGUGGGCUUCGAGUUCAAGGUACUGGCCGAGCCACAGUCUGCCCCGAACAACCUGCUCCCUGGAGUGCCACUCCUGCUGCCCAGCUCGGCUUUCAUCGGUUCCCAAGAAGAGGCGAAGCUGAAGAUUUACUACUUACCUGGAGUCCCCGAAAUCUUUCAUAGGAGUUUCCAGAUACAGAUCGCCCACCUGGAGCCAGAGAAGAUCACUCUGAGCGGGGAGGGGGUCUUUCCCCGAAUCAACGUGGACCUCCCCAGGAACCUUAAAGGAGCUGAAAAGUACCAAAUCUUCUUGAACCAAGCCAGAAAAAACUUAGAGAAAGAGUACAGCAAGUAUGAAAUUUUUGACCACUUGGAUAUCAUAGAGGAAAUGCUGGAUGAUGAAUCUUCAGAGAUAAGUGCUCAGAUCCACAUGGAAGUGGAGCGGCUGAUAGUGCAAGACUAUGCCAUAGAACACCACAGAUCCAUCCCAGACCCCACUGAAGACAUCAGCCACCGGUGCCACCGCAAACUGUCCAAAGUACAGCUGCCAGAGUACAUUCUGGACUUCGGCUACAUCAUCCUCGGGGACGUCCGAACCCACAUCAUCAAGAUCACCAACACCAGUCACUUCCCAGUGUCUUUCCACGCGGACAAACGUGUCCUUCACGAUACGGGCUUCAGCACGGAGCUCGACCGGGUCAAGAACCUGCCUUACUGUGAAACAGAAACCUUUGAAGUGCGAUUUGACUCCCAAGGGACCACUCACUCGGUGGGGAGCAAGGAAACCCUCCUGCCCAUCAAGGUGGUAGGAGGACCCACGGUUUACAUUUUACUCCAAGCCAAGGUGCUCAUCCCCGCCAUGACGCUGUCCUGCGGAAAGGUGGAGUUUGCCGCAAUCCAGUGUGGACAGUGCCUCGUGGAGACCAUCCAGCUGUCCAACCAGCACCAAGUCCCCUGUGAAUGGUUUGUCAGCAUCUCUAAGCCUGUGGACAAGCUGGAGAAGCACAUGCCCAAGUACUUAAGACGAAGACUGUGUGCUGAGUUAAAGCCGAAGGCCCGGAUCUUUGAGAUCCAGCCCACUUCUGGGAUCUUGGAUCCUUGCGAGAGGUUCAACGUGCAGGUGAAGUUCAUGCCCAAAGAGGAGAAGUUCUACAGUCAAACCCUGGUGUUCCAGAUCGCGCAGAGUUCCCAGAGGCUCACACUGCUGGCGCAGGGCUGGGGCCUCGAGCCACGCUUGGAAUUCAGCCCCUCCAUCCUGGAGCUGGGGCCCCUGCUGCCUUUCGCCCCUGGAGACGAGAUGGAGGUGGUGGUGAAGAAUCCCUGCAACUUUCCCAUCGAGUUUUACUCCUUAGAAUUUGACCAGCAGUACCUGGUAGAAGAGAAGAUCCUGCGGAUGCUGAAGGGUUACGAUGCCUACAACACCCUGCUGCUGCCCCCCCGCCCACCGGGCGAGAAGCUGCCCCCUGAGAUCUACGAGUACUACAAGGAGGUGAAGCGCUCCAGGGAGGAGCAGAUGAAGAUGAAGUACCUGGAGAACCUGGCCCAGGACAACGAUGAUGAUGACUUGCCCUUGUCAGACCACGGCACCUCAGGCAGCACGAAGCGGACGUCCCUCAGCCAGGGCCUGUCGGCCACAUCCAACACAGAUGAAAGGCACAUCGCCAUGGUCGAUUCCAAAAUCUACGCUGAGGAAGAGGACGAUGAGGAAAGCUUGGAGAAAAUGUUGCUCCAAGUAGAUAAGAACCAGAGUUUGGACAGCCACUCCACAGAGGAAGUCGGCGAAGUGGAGAGCAACCCAGUGAACAAGGCCAUCGCCCGCUACCUGGGCAUCGACAUCUCCCCUGAAGCCCGCAUGGCCAAGAACCGAAAGGGCAUCGUCAUCAUUGUCCACGGGACGCCCCUAUCAGGCAAGACAGCCACGGCCAUCAGCCUGGCCAAGUACUACAACGCGGCCUGCCUGAACAUCGACUCCAUCAUGUUGGAGGCCAUCUGCGACAGCAGCAGCUUCCCGGGCAUCCGGGCCCGUGAGCUCUGCAUCCGGGCCGCUAUUGAGCAGGCCUUGAAGGAAGGAGAGGAGUCGGCCCAGGAGGCUGCGUCGGGGCAAACGCGGCUGAGCAGCGAGACCCUGGGCAAGUUGACGUCAGAAACCAUACUGGCGGCGCUGGACGGCAAGCCAGGCAAGACCUUGCGCGGGAGCGUGCCUCUCAACAAGGGCAAGGUCGACAGCCACGGCUCGGGCUCCCAGAAGCAGCACCACAUGCACUCCGACACCCCGCAGAUCUCCUCCAGCCCCCUCCCAUUAGGCCCCACACAGCGCCGACUCAGCGUCAGCACCAGCAUCGGUGGUGAAACGGGGCUCAUGAGCUGCGUGCUCCCGGAGGAGCUGUUUGUCCAGAUCCUGUCCGAUCGCCUCGAGCUGAGCGACUGCUACCGAGGGGUGGUGUUUGACAGCCUGGAGACCCUCUUCUCUCGCAACAUGACAAGCACCCUCCACUCCCUGCUGAAGGCCAUUGGCAACCGGGAGCACAUCUACCUGCUCAACAUGGCCCAGGACUACAUGGUCAUGAAGGCACAGGAGAAAGCCAAGAAAGAGCAAGAAGAGAACAAGCGCAGGGAGGAGCUGGAGAAGGAGAAGGAGCGGCUACGCACGAUGGAUGAGGACGAGUACGAUGCCCUGACGGAGGAGGAGAAGAUGAUCUUCAACAGGGAGGUGCAGCAGGCACUCCGGGAGAGGAAGAAAAGAGAGCUGGAGAGGCUGGCAAAGGAGCAGCAGGAGAAGAAGCUACAGCAGGAGCUGGAGCGGCAAAAGGAAGAAGACGAGCUCAGGCGGAAGAUCAAAAAGCCCAAGAUGGGGAAGGAGGAGGUGCAGCCCAAGAAGUCACAUGCCACGGGUCUUUCUUUUUCACGGCCGGAGGGCAAGGCCGACCUGCUGGAAAGGAAAACCUCUGUCCGAGAGCAGAUCCAGGCUGAGAAGGAGGAUCAGAACAAGAAGAAAAAGACGCUGCAGACAGAGGCCAACCUGCUGGGCAACACUCUGGUCCCCGAACCGGAGGACAGCGAAGGCGACCUCUCCAAGGACACCGACAGGUACGUGGCCCAGAGAUUCAAGGACUAUGAGCUCACUCUGAAGGACAUCCAGGGCCUGCUCCUCUACUGGGACCGCAAGCAGCGCUUGCUCCUGCCGCACACGGGCGUCGAGGACUCGGUGCACGAGCCCGACGACCAGAGGCAAGUGCCGACGGGCGGCCGCAAGGGCCGCAAGGACCGGGAGCGCGCCGAGAAAGCCGAGAAGGAGCGUGCCGAGAAGGAGCGCCAGGAGCGCGAGAAGGCCGAGCGCGAGCGCCUGGAGAAGCUGCGCAUCCCGGACAAGGACAGUGACGGCUGGGACGAAGGAGAGGAGGACCACGAGAGCAAAAAGGACCUGGGUGUGCCCUUCAUCAACAUCCCCACGCCCGACCCUGAGGGCGUGAACUGGAAGCAGACCCUGGAGAACGAGCGGCUGCCCAGAGCUGAGCAGAUCCUCGACCUCCUGGGCCUGGGCUCCUCGGGGCCUCCCAUCCCGCCUCCAGCCUUGUUCUCCAUCAUCUCCUACCCCAACAAGCGGCUGCCUCUGGCCACCACCGAGACCCUCAAGCAUUUUGUGUUUGUAGUCCCACCCUCCGAGGAGUCCUCCCAGGAGGACAAACGGGAGGUGGACCCGGACGUGGAGCCCACCAUACCCACGGGCUCCACGAAGGUCCAGGAGGACCAGAACGUCUCGUCGAAGAGCAGCAAACAGAAGCAGAAGGACAAGGAGAAGCAGGAGCAACCCCGUGAAACCGUGAAGGAAAAACGCCGCCCGCAGCCCAACCGGAAGCCCGUGCCCGGGACCACGACAGGGACCAUCCCCACCCUGUCAGACAUAGACCAGAACAACCUCACCAGGCAGCAGUCCCAAGAGAAGUUCAUGAGGCUGUCUCAGUUCCGGUGGAUCGUGCCAGCCAACGGCGAGGUGACACUGAGGAUACACUUCUCAUCGGGUGACGUUGGCAGCUUUGACCAGACCUUAAACUUUGAGAUUCUGGGGACUCACCGCCAGUACCAGCUCUACUGCAGGGGCAUCUGCAGUUACCCCUAUAUCUGCCAAGACCCGAAGGUGGUGUUCUCUGAGCGGAUGCCGGACAUAAAGCCCGAUGAGGUCAUCUUCAAGAAGUAUGUGAUGAGCACCGAGAAGUUCUACUUUGGGCCACUGCUCUGUGGAAAAUCAAGAGACAAGUACAAGUCGCCCAUGUUCCCUGGCAACACGGAAACGCUGACGAUCCUGAACAACUCGCCGAUGCCUUCGGAAGUGUUCUUCUGCUUCCAGAAUGACGUCAAGGCAAGCACAUACUUCCUGGAGCCCCUGAGCAUGGUCCUGAAGCCCAACGAGUCCCAGCUGCUGCAUGUGUGGGCUUACCCGACCGCCGUGGGGCUCUUCGAAGACAGUGUUGUCUGCUGCGUCAAGGAGAACCCGGAACCUGCUAUCUUCAACAUUUGCUGCCAGGGCGUCCGCCCCGAGCUGGAGCUGGAGCCGAAGCAGCUGCACUUUGACCGGCUCCUGCUGCACAGGAGAGAAACCAAGGUGAUCAUACUCCGCAACAUCACGCCCCUGCCUGCCUCCUGGCGUGUGUCCAGCCUAGAGCACUUGGGCGAAGAUUUCGCCCUGCCCGUGAUGCAGGGGAUCAUCGCCCCCAAGUCAGAGUACGGCCUGCCCGUGCACUUUCAGCCCUCCAAGCCCGUCAGCGUCAAGAAGACCAUUCGCCUGGAGAUCCUGGACGUGGACAACCUUGUCGGGAUUGUGCAGGUGGAGAAUGUCAUGGUGUUUGCAGAGUCUUACGACAUAGCCUUGGACAUCGUCUUCCCCAAAGGAGCAGAUGGUGGGCUCGAUUUUGGGACGGUGAAGGUGAUGGAGGACGUGAGGCAGCUGCUGCUGCUGAAGAACCGUGGGAAGUACGAGAUCAUGUUCAGCUUUUCUGUGGAUCCGGUCGGGGCUCCCACCAACAUCAGCUCCAUGAUCUCCGUGCAGCCCAGGAAGGGCUCACUGACCACCACGGAGAAGCCCAUGAAUGUCCAUGUGUACUUCCGCGCCAGGAAAGAAGUGCGGAUCGAUCAUCAGCCGAUUCUUCGCUGUCAGAUCAUUGAGCCCGGCAUGGCAGAGGGCGGGGAGGUCAUCGCCAGCAUCCCCAUUAAGUUCUCUGUGAAUGCUGUCUACUCCAAGUACGUCAUCAACCCCUCCAACAUCAUCAACUUUGGGGCGCUGAUCUGCGGCACCCGCAAGAGCAGCUCCUUCACCAUAGAGAACCAAGGGGUGACCGACUUCAAGUUUGUCCUGUUCAGGAUGACCGGAGAGCUUCCCAUUUACCAGAAGAAAGGAACCAGCCACUUGCGGAACCCGCGGUCUCGGGAGAGCGACAGCUUUCACAAGGGCACCUCCCUCAAGGCUUCCAAGUUCUCCGAGUCACUCCCCAGGGAGGUGAACUUCCCAACCCAGGCUCGUUUCACCCACGGCAUGUUCACCGUGUACCCCGGGUUUGGGGCCAUCGUAGCGGGAGGAUCACAGGUCAUCACCGUGGACUGCCUGGCCGACCCCAUCGGGAAGAGUGAGGAGUAUGUCGGGAUCGAUAUCUCUGAUCGGGACCCGAGAGACCAGCCUGGUGGCAUUCCCUACAUGCUGCUGGCUGAAGCCUGUCUGCCAGCCUUCGUGACUGACGACUAUAGGCUGAUAUUCGAGGAGCACCAGGUGUGCCAGAGCGCCAGCCUGAGCAACACCCUUCAGACCACGGACAGCGGCGGCGUGUUCGUGGAGGAUGAGAACCGCUUCCUCUUCAGCAGCGUGCUCGUGGGCCACCAGGCCAAGGCGCGCUUCAAGAUCAUCAACCCGGGCAAGAUCGCCUGCGACGUCAGCGUCAACGUCAAGCCCGUGUCCUCCAAGAUCUUUGCUCGCAUCACCGACAUCUUUGACGUGGAGCCCAACAAGAUCUGCGUGCCCAGCCGCUCGUCCGCCUUCGCCACCGUGUCCUUCACCCCACAGGCCCUGCAGACCUACCAGUGCAUCUUUGAAGUGACCGUGGAAGGCCUGUCCAGCAACCUCACUAAGAACCGCAACCUCUCCUUCGACAUUGUGGGCGAGGGGACCCUCCCACGCGUGACCGUGGUGCGGCCAAUCCUCCACGACCAGUUCGGGAACCCCCUGCUUCUCUUUAAGAGGCUUCUGAUCGGCCGGUCCCAGACGCUGCCCAUCCAGCUCAAGAACACGGGCACCAUUGAGGCCCAGCUGCACAUUGACCUGAGGGACCCACUGGGCAUCUACUCCCUGAAGGGGAAGCCCACGACCACCUACAACUACCUCACAGAGGAUAACAAGCCCCAGGCCGUAGCUAAGAAAGCUCACACAGCCUCCCUAGUGAUUCAUCCUGGAGAGACAGCUGAGUUUGACGUCCUUUUACAGUCCCAGAAGGUUGGGAGAAUGACUGGCGAAGUGCAUUUGUCUGUGGUCCACAACCAGUAUGAGGAGACCAUCAUUCACCUGGUGGGAGAGGGCUAUGAGGAUGACAUCACUUUGGACAAUAUUCAUGGGCUGGUGACUUCUACCAGCCAGGAGAGUGAUAUCUCUCUGAGCAUAGAGGAAAUUACCAAGGAAGAACUGGUGGCAGCUGCCAUGAUAGAGCACAUCCAGUUCGGAGACUGUCAUGUUGGAUACUGCUAUACUCUGAGCUUCACUCUCACCAACCACAGCAAAGUGAAUGUGAUACGGUUCGAAUGGCCUGUUUUAAUUACAGUUUCUUUCUCCCCACAGAUUGGCCACCUCCAUCCAGGGUGUGCCAAGGACAUCAUGGUGACCCUGAAUGCAGACAUACCCAUCUCCCUGAAGAAGAUGGGGAUCAAGUGCAAGCUCUCUAAGAUUGUGUUCCAGCUUCCCACAGACCAGGUCCCUGACUGGGAUGACCGGAUGCACACGGUCAAGUGGGUGGACAUGCCCCGCACCACACCCGGAGUCUUCACCACCAAACGCAAAGUGGUGGAGACAGACCCUGAGCCUGCCCACAGCGUCAUUGAGGAAAACCACCAAGACCUGUACGUCCAGAUCAGUGCCAACGUGAGCUAUGCUCAGUACACCUUCCCAAAGCACGACGUGCACUUCAAAGAAACUCUGGUUUACCAGACCCGCAUCUUUGAGAUGGAACUGACCAACUCUGGGACUAUUCAGCUGGAAUUCAGCUGGACCUGUGAGGAGGCCGGGAGGGUCGUCAGCUUUGCAACGCCCGAAGGCCAAGAGUCCACUCAGAAGCUCCAGCUGAGCCAGGGCACACUGCACACGGCCAGUACCGUGGACAGCACCACGGACCACUGGCCAGAAACUUCCGUGCCCCCCUUCUCUGUGGAGCCCUCCUCCGGCGUGUUGCCUGUGGGCAAGACGCAGAAGCUCUUCGUGAAGUUCUCUCCUCUGGAGGUCGGAGACUUUGAGUGCAAUCUCUACUGCCAGAUUUCCAACCUGUCUCCAGGGGAGCAAGGCCCCGUUGUGACGGCGAGGGGGCGGAGCUGCAUGCCCUACUGCCAUUUUGAUCUGAAGGACUCUGACUACAUCAGCGGGCACCGGCGCGAUGCAGACCUCCGCGGCCCCGGUGGUGGGUCCCUAGACCCUGCCACGCGGGUGAUUGAGUUCACCAGCUUGGGCAUCGGAGGGAAGAAUCUGCAGAGCUUUACCAUCCUGAACCCAACCAGUAGCACCUACUCCUUCUCCUGGGUCUCGGAAGAGACAGAGAGUCUCCAGAACCUUCCGGUCUUCACCUGCCUCACUGAGAAGGGCAUCGUUUACCCAGAGAAGAAGGCCGAGAUCAUCUUCCAGUUCACACCGACCCAUCUGGACAUCACGGAAGCCUUCUGGACCUUCUUAAUCCCCGAACACAACAUCUCCGUCCCGUUCCUGCUGGUCGGCAAAGCUUCCGACCCGCUCCUCAACUUGAGCAAGGCCCACAUCAACUUCAGCAGCCUCCUCAUCGGCAGGGAAGCCAGGGAGAAGGUGAGGAUCAUCAAUCAGGAGGACCAGGGCUUCUAUUUUGCCUUCGUGGACAACUCUCGGUACUCGGAGGGACACAGCAACUGCCUGAUCGUGUCCCCCAUGGAAGGCUGGAUUCCCCCAAAGUCCAGGAUCCCCAUUGAUAUUUUCUUCACACCAAAGCUGGAAGGAGAAGUGAACUUUAAUCUGAUCUGCAACGUGAAGAAGAAAGUCAACCCUCUGACCUUGAAUGUGAAGGCCGAGGGCUAUGCCAUGAAUGCAGAGGUCAAAUUCAAGGACAAAUCUGGCACCAGCAACGUCCUGACUCCCGCCCAGACCAACACGGUCAACCUGUAUGAGGUGGAGCUGAAUGAGUCCGUCCAGUAUGAAUUCAGCUUCCUCAACAUGGGGAAGUUCAGCUUCAGCUACCAGGCAGAGCUGAGUGGCCCUAAAACUCUGCUGCAGUACUUGGAGUUUGCCCCGGUAGACGGCAGCGUGGAUGCAGGCCAGAGCAUGACUGCAACCCUGUUCUUCAGGCCACAGAAGAAGUGUGUCCUCAAGAACCUGGAACUCAGACUCAAGAUCAGCCAUGGGCCGACAUUUGUGUGUAGCAUCAUAGGCUCUGUUGUGAUCCCCGCCGUGCAUUUCUCCUUCACCAGCUACAACUUUGGCAACUGCUUCAUCUACCAGGCAGGCAUGCCCCCCUACAAACAAAGCCUGAUUAUCUCCAACAAGGAUGAAAACGCCAUGAGCAUCGACUGCUUGUAUACCAACACCAGCUACCUUGAGGUGAACUUCCACAGGGACGUGAUCAAGCCAGGCAAGUCACUAGAGAUCCCCAUCACCUUCUACCCACGCGAGAGCAUCGCUUACCGGGAGACCCUCCCCUUUGAGAUCAACGGGCUCUCCCAGCAGCUCGUGGAGAUCAGAGGGAGUGGAACCGAACUGAAGAUCACAGUCUCAGACCCCCCAAACCGAGUGGUGAAGCUGGGUGCCAUCCACCCCGGGCAGGAGGUGAAGAAGGUGGUGUCCAUCCUGAACAGCAGCCUGGCCCCGGUUACCUUCAACUGCUCCUUCAUGUUCUCCACCCCUGAGCUCCAGGAAUCCAAGGUCAUAACCCUGGACCCCUUCCGCAACAUCACCCUGAAGCCCAAAGAAGUGGGGAAGCUGGAAGUCACCUUCGCCCCAAAGAAGCGCAUCCCCCCCUUCUCUGAGGAGGUGUUCAUGGAGUGCCUGGGGCUCCUGCGCCCCCUCUUCCUGCUCAGCGGCUGCUGCCAGGCCCUGGAGAUUUCCCUGGACCAGGACCAUCUUUCUUUCGGGCCCGUCGUGUAUCAGACCCAGGCCUCGCGGCGCAUCCUCCUGCAGAACACCGGAGACCUGGGCGCCAGGUUUAGAUGGGAUGUCAAGAGAUUUGAGCCCCACUUCUCCAUCAGCCCGGAAGAAGGCUACAUCACCGCAGGUACAGACGUCUCUCUGGAAGUGACCUACCGCCCCACUGAAGUGGGCAAGGAGAGUCUCUGCAAACAGCUGCUCUGCUACAUCCAGGGCUCCAGUCCUCUGAGCCUGACCCUGUCUGGAAUCUGUGUGGGACUACCUGCAGCCAAAGAGGUGGUGAAUUUCACCUGCCAGGUACGCUCCAAGCACACACAGACCAUUCUGCUUUCCAACCGGACCAACAAAACCUGGAACCUGCACCCCAUCUUUGAAGGCGAGCACUGGGAGGGGCCCGAGUUCAUCACCCUGGAGCCACAUCAACAAAAUAAGCCCUAUGAGAUUACCUACAAGCCCCGCACCAUGAACGUGGAGAACCGCAAACAUCAGGGCAGCCUCUUCUUCCCGCUCCCGGAUGGCACUGGUUGGCUCUACACGCUGCAUGGGACCUCCGAGCAGCCCAAGGCUGUGGCCAAUAUCUACCGCGAGGUGCCCUGCAAGACGCCCUACACCGAGCUCCUGUCCGUCAGCAACUGGCUCAACAAGCCUCAGAGAUUCCGGGUGAUUGUAGAAAUGCUGAAACCAGAGAAGGCCGACCUCAGUGUCACCCUCAAGGGCCUUGACUACAUUGAUGUGCAGGCUGGGGCUAAGAAGGACUACAAGCUGAACUUCUACUCCUACAAGGAAGGCCUGUACUCCGCAAAGGUGAUCUUCCGGAAUGAGCAGACCUCUGAGUACUUAUUCUAUACAAUAAGCUUCAAGGCCAUCCCAUCGGGUGUCAUCAAGACCAUCGAGAUGGUGAGCCUGGUCCGCCAGAGCACCUCAGCCUCCAUCAAGCUGGAGAACCCUCUGCCCUACGCAGUGACCUUCUCUGUGGACUGCAGGCUGCCCGACGUGAGCCUACCCUCCCAGUUCACCAUCCCUGGCAACUCCGAGAGCGUGCUCUCCUUCGAGUUCCAGCCUCUGAAGGUCGGCGAGUCCUUCGGGAAGCUGACACUCCACAGUAGCGAACUGGGCUACUACUUGUAUGAGCUCAGCCUAAAGGCCCUGCCCGCCUUGCCCGAGAAGCCUGUCCACUUCCAGGCCGUCCUGGGCAGCAGCCAGAACAUCUUCGCCAAGUUCAUCAACUAUACCCGGCAGAAGACGGAGUACUAUUGCAGGACUGACUGUCCAGACUUCCACGUGGAGAAGGUCAUCAUCGCUCCCCCGGGGGCCCAGGGGGGCACGGAGGUCAGCGUGGAGGUCUACUUCGAGCCCAGUCGCCUGGGGGAGACCAAGGGCCUCCUGCAGCUGACCUCGCUCUUGGGCGGCGAGUACAUCAUCCCCCUCUUCGGCACUGCCCUGCCCCCCAAGCCCCAGGGCCCCUUCCUGAUCCGUGCGGGCUACAACAUCCUCAUCCCCUUCAAGAACAUCUUCUACCAACCUGUGACCUUCUCCUUCGCCGUGGAGCACCCCGCCUUCUCCAUCCGCGCCGUCGAGUUCAUGCGCCCAAAGAAGAUCAACAACAUCGCCAUCUCGUUCGAGGGCAACCCCUCGGGCAACAAGAUCCCCAUCACCACCAAGCUCAUCGUGUCGUGCCCCCCAAGCGAGAGCAACGAGACGGGUGUGCAGUGGGUGUACUACCUGAAGGGCAUCACGCCGUAGGGCACCUCAUCCCA